Messenger RNA from Giardia duodenalis, 792 nucleotides. RefSeq lists its product as uncharacterized. The transcript has a single exon. Bases 1 to 792 code for a protein of 263 amino acids. NCBI's taxonomy places the organism in Eukaryota, Fornicata, Diplomonadida, Hexamitidae. The record is from RefSeq and is a predicted model, not a curated record.
AUGCAGGACAUACUCACGAACGUGCUCACAAGCGAAGAUAUCGAGGCGGAGAUGCGGCGUCUUCAGAGCGAGCUGGCAGAAGACACCAAGGAACUGAUCCGCAUUCGAACGGAGUAUCAUCAGGCAGAGCAAUGCCUGCAGAAUUGGCAGGGCCGAUUCGCUCUUGCUGAGGGGUUUCAAUCUCACAGCCUAGCCCCAGAAAGAGACCACCGCUUCUUUAUGGCUCCUAUCGGAUCGGUGGUCACGGAUGACGCAGACCCGUCUCUGAUUAAUGUGACACUGCUCGACAGCUUCAAAGGCUCAUGUGCCAACUUGGAGUCCUGGGACAAGGCUUGGGUCAUUGGUCUUGCUAAGCAUAGAUUCUCAUCUAACCAUUUCCCUGCGUCCGAUUUACUAGCUCCUAGUUCAGACAUUGUUUCCGGUCCUGUCGGGACUAUCACUGUGUCAAACGUUGUGUUUAACUACACAGAGCCGUAUAACAACUCUGUACAUAUAUCAAAGUACCUCAUAGACAACGCAAGGACUGCAGGGUGCAGUGCUGUCACGGAAGAUCAGGACCCUUUUACUCUCGGUGUCUCUCCUCAGCUUCCGUGCUAUUUGGAGGCAGCUGGCGAACAAGCCAUUCAGUAUGAGCUUGUCAACCUUCUUGCAGACAUUGUGGCUGUUGACCAGGAGACCGUUAGGCUGACCACCAGUGAGCCUCUUCCACCCGAAUUUGUCCUUCUCGAUCUCAAGGUCUAUCACCCUUACAUUGAGGGCCUUACUAACCUUCUAGAACACGAAAAGCAAUAG